Molecule: messenger RNA, 409 nt
Organism: Symbiodinium pilosum
Lineage: Eukaryota; Dinophyceae; Suessiales; Symbiodiniaceae
Source: the annotation of a GenBank genome assembly
GCUCAUCAUGCGAAUUAUGAGCUUCGCUGACUACAAGUUGCAGCGACAUUCGCCUAUCUCCUUCGACCCAGACUUGAUCUCGCCGCUUUUGGCGGCAGAGCUGGCCAUGUUCCAAAAAGGCCAUCUCCUCACCAACCAUCCUAUGUUCUCUCUGACUCGAUCCGUUUUCCCCAAGGUCUUUGCCGACAUUUGCUGCGCUUUGGAGAAGCAGCUGUUCUAUGAGGGUGAGUCUGUGUUUGUAGUUGGGCUGCUGGCAAAGGGCAUGUACAUCACCAGCCAUGGAAGCUUCUGCUUGCGCACAGACUCUGGCCGAGAGCAGGACUGCGAGCGUUUCACUGGCGAGUAUCACUUCUUUGCGGAGGCCGCACUUUUUGCAGAUGCGGUCGUGCAUGACUGCACGUUGGACAUC